UCUGUAACCUAGAUAUAUCGGAGCUCUUGACGGAAACGACCAUCCAGCGCGAGAUGCAACAGUCUAGCAGCAGUCUAGCAGCCAAAUUAAUUAAGCCACGUCGUGUCUGCAGGUGCCAUUCUGCAGGGGCGAGUAAAUCACGAGCGGAACAAAAUCUCGAGUGCGGGCGGCUCUUGAUUGAACUGCAGGGGCAAGGAGGGAGAAAAAAGGCAAAUUGAUGAACUGCAGGUAAUCAGAAGAUGACUGCACCGAAGGGGAUAUUUGGAGGGGAGGCAGUCUGCUCCAGAAGGCGGGUGACGGUAGAAACGGAGGGGAACCAAGGACAAGGCCGCCAAAGAGGACCAGCCAGGAGCAAGGACAGAGACCCAGAGGCCUCACUCUGCACAAUUGUAAAAGUACAAAAUGUGUAUGCCUCGUCAAUCCCGCAAUUGAUGAAGGAUUGCGGCGUUCUCGGCUACGAGUGGACGGACGAUGCCACGGUCCACUCGAUGUCGUCCCAGAGCAGUGCAGGGGAUGGUUCAUCACAAGGCGAGCAGUCGUCUGGCAGUCUCUCCCCCAACCGACCAGCGUCAGCGCCUGAACGAGCACCUGAGCGCCUAGCCUCAGUUGCCUCUCAGCCCAGUCAAGCCGCAUUGCCAGAGACGAGCUCGCACAGCGCUUGGCGUCGCGACGUUGACGCCGCCCCAUCCACCGCAAGCAAAAGCACAAGUCGCCAGCCUGCCAACGGCCUCGGCCCUGGAACGACCCAGACUGCGCGGCCUGACCUGGACGCCUGGGCUCACAUGGUUGGCCCACGGCACUCGGGGAGCCGGCAAAGUCAACAAACCCCGUCAUUUUCCAUGUCACCUCCCUGGUUCAUUUGCCAGCAGCCGCACAAUCGAGGGACAAACGACGCGCCACUGGCCGGCAGCUAA
Ilyonectria robusta is the source of this 914-nucleotide messenger RNA. RefSeq lists its product as uncharacterized. NCBI's taxonomy places the organism in Eukaryota, Fungi, Ascomycota, Sordariomycetes, Hypocreales, Nectriaceae. The record is from RefSeq and is a predicted model, not a curated record. Bases 240 to 914 code for a protein of 224 amino acids. The transcript is spliced from 3 exons.